This is a messenger RNA of Oncorhynchus mykiss (rainbow trout), 917 nucleotides long. Its product is annotated as large ribosomal subunit protein eL19. Gene Ontology annotation, cellular component: ribosome; cytosolic large ribosomal subunit. Lineage: Eukaryota; Metazoa; Chordata; Actinopteri; Salmoniformes; Salmonidae. The record is from RefSeq and is a predicted model, not a curated record. Gene Ontology annotation, molecular function: RNA binding; structural constituent of ribosome. Gene Ontology annotation, biological process: translation.
AUCUUAUCUCCGUUAUAAUGGUAGGGACCCCAUACUUCACACGUCAUUCCUUUCUCUCUAAGAGUCGCAGUCAUGAGCAUGCUCAGGCUUCAGAAGCGAUUGGCGUCCAGCGUCUUGCGCUGUGGCAAGAAGAAGGUAUGGCUGGACCCCAAUGAAACCAAUGAGAUUGCCAACGCUAACUCCCGCCAGCAGAUUCGCAAGCUGGUGAAGGAUGGUCUGAUCAUCAGGAAGCCUGUGACGGUGCAUUCCCGUGCCCGCUGCCGCAAGAACACGCUGGCACGCCGCAAGGGACGCCACACGGGCAUAGGUAAGAGGAAGGGUACAGCCAACGCCCGUAUGCCAGAGAAGCUCUCGUGGAUGCGACGCAUGAGGAUCCUGCGGCGCCUACUGCGGCGUUACAGGGAGUCCAAGAAAAUCGACAGGCACAUGUACCACAGUCUCUACUUGAAGGUGAAGGGUAACGUCUUCAAGAACAAGCGCAUCCUAAUGGAACACAUUCACAAGCUGAAGGCAGACAAGGCUCGCAAGAAGCUCCUGUCUGACCAGGCCGAGGCUCGUCGCUCGAAGACCAAGGAGGCCCGCAAGCGCAGAGAAGAGCGCAUAGCGGCCAAGAAGGAAGAGUUCAUCAAGACUUUGUCAAAGGAGGAGGAGACGACCAAGAAAUGAGUCGCCCAUCCACCCCCCUUCUCCCUUUUCAAUGUUUUUUUAAAUUUUUUAAAUGGACCCAAAACAGUCAAGGUUCAGUCUCCGUCUGUGACGUUAUACUAUGUGCUGAAGUUUUUUGCUAUUGCCACCAAUACCAAUUGAAAAAAUACCACAACUUGUUCAGUGCCUUCAGAAAGUAUUCUCACAACCCUUUACUUUUCCCACCUUUUGUUGUCUUACAGGUUGAAUUAAAUAAACAUUUAUUACAUUGA